AUGGCGGUGGCACGGAAAAUCAAAACUUUGUUGACGGUGAACAUCUUGGUCUUCGUGGGCAUCAUCCUCUUCUCCGUCUACUGCAGGAUCCAGGAUCGCUCCCAGGAGCUGGUGCAGAUCGUCCGGAGCGCGGAGCGCCGGGCCAGGAGUCGCGGGGCCAAGGUGGGCAGCCUGGCGGACAGGGAGGCCAUCCUGCAGCGCCUGGACCACCUGGAGGAGGUGGUCUACAACCAGCUCAAUGGUCUCGCAAAGCCCAUGGGAUUAGUUGAAGGUCCAGGAGGCUUGGGCCAAGGAGGAAUGGCUGCUACCCUGAGAGAUGAUAGCCAUGAAUCAGAGACUAAAUAUGAAGAAUAUGGCUACAACGCCCAACUCAGUGACAGGAUAUCUCUGGACAGAUCCAUCCCUGACUACAGACCAAAAAAGUGCAAGCAGAUGACCUACCCAGAUGACCUGCCCCAGAUCUCCGUGGUCUUUAUCUUUGUCAACGAGGCACUGUCUGUCAUCCUGCGCUCCGUGCACAGCGUUGUGAAUCACACCCCCUCGCACUUGCUUAAGGAGAUCAUUCUGGUGGAUGACAACAGUGACAAUGUUGAGCUCAAAUUUAAUCUGGACCAGUAUGUCAACAAAAGAUACCCAGGUCUGGUGAAAAUAGUGCGCAAUAACAAGCGAGAAGGACUGAUUCGAGCCAGAAUCCAAGGCUGGAAAGCUGCAACCUCUCCUGUCGUCGGGUUCUUUGAUGCUCAUGUCGAAUUCAACAUUGGCUGGGUGGAACCUGCACUUACCCGGAUCAAAGAAGAUCGGAAGCGGAUCAUCUUACCAGCGAUUGACAACAUCAAGUACAACACUUUUGAAGUGCAGCAAUAUGCCAACGCAGCCCACGGCUAUAACUGGGGCCUCUGGUGCAUGUACAUAAUCCCGCCGCAGGACUGGCUCGAUAAAGGCGAUGAGUCAGCUCCCAUCAGGACACCAGCCAUGAUUGGGUGCUCGUUUGUAGUAGACCGAGAGUAUUUUGGUGAGAUUGGCCUACUUGACCCUGGUAUGGAGGUCUACGGAGGAGAAAACAUCGAAUUAGGCAUGAGGGUCUGGCAAUGCGGAGGAAGCAUGGAGGUGUUACCCUGUUCUCGUGUGGCACACAUCGAACGCACAAAGAAACCCUACAACAACGACAUCGAUUACUAUGCAAAGCGCAAUGCCCUGCGGGCUGCUGAGGUCUGGAUGGAUGACUUCAAGUCUCACGUUUACAUGGCGUGGAACAUCCCCAUGGCAAACCCAGGAGUUGAUUUUGGAGAUGUUUCUGAAAGAAUAGCUCUACGACAGAGACUGCAGUGCCGGAGUUUUAAGUGGUACUUGGAGAACGUAUAUCCUGAAAUGAGGGUUUAUAAUAAUACAGUCACUUAUGGAGAGGUGCGUAACAGCAAAGCUAGUGGCUACUGCUUAGAUCAGGGAGCUGAAGAGGAUGACAAAGCAAUCCUUUAUCCAUGCCACGGAAUGUCCUCUCAGCUGGUCCGCUACAGCUCGGAAGGCGUCCUGCAGCUGGGGCCGCUGGGCUCCACGGCCUUUCUGCCUGACUCCAAAUGCCUCGUUGACGACGGGAAGGGCAGGACGCCAACCCUGAAGAAGUGCGAAGACGUCCUGAGGCCAGCACAGAGGUUCUGGGAUUUCACACAGAAUGGUCCAAUCAUCAGCAGAGACACUGGCCGUUGUCUAGAAGUGGAAAUGUCAAAGGAUGCAAAUUUUGGGCUCAGAUUAGUCGUGCAAAGGUGCUCGGGGCAAAAAUGGAUGAUUAGAAACUGGAUAAAACACGGCCGACAUUGA
Messenger RNA from Cygnus atratus (black swan), 1815 nucleotides. It is a transcript of the gene GALNT9, whose product is annotated as polypeptide N-acetylgalactosaminyltransferase 9. The record is from RefSeq and is a predicted model, not a curated record. Gene Ontology annotation, cellular component: Golgi apparatus. The transcript is spliced from 11 exons. Lineage: Eukaryota; Metazoa; Chordata; Aves; Anseriformes; Anatidae. Bases 1 to 1815 code for a protein of 604 amino acids.